AUGAAGGGCUUCCUCGUUGCGGGUAUCACCGCACUGCUCACGGUUGCAGCUGUAGAAUCCCUGAAAUGUCUGCAGUGUAAUUCACGGAGAAACUCCUGUGUCAAUGUAAAUGCCACUGAAUGUCCUGCAAACGUCAGCGCCAGCUGUACCUCCUUCUUGAGCACCGCUUCUGUAGGAGGGAACUUCAUGUUUUACCAGAAUUCGGCCUGCUCUGCACGCAACUGCAGUGGGCUGGAGGCUUACACUUUCAGUGUCCACACGGCUAACGAAAACUUUGUAUUUGCAAGCCAGUGCUGCCAAGGAGGCCCAUGCGGUAACGUCACCGUCACCGGAGAGACGAGCAAAUUAGUGCUGAAAGGCUGCUCCAACAUCAACGACGCCACCUGUCACAUCCUGUCUACUAAAAAGCCAAAGCUUGGAGAAUUCACUUUACAGAAGUUAGUGUGUGCGGACAAAUCCACCACUGCCUCAACGACCAAAAACCCAAAGACCAUUGCCCCUCACCGUCCCACCAGUGGCACUGGCUCUAAAGUCUUCUUCACCCCUGUGGCCCUUGCCAGCCUUCUCCUGCUGGGGCUGCUGCUCUGAGAUCGGUGCCUCUCCAACCCUCCCCUCCCCAGUUU
Camelus dromedarius (Arabian camel) is the source of this 623-nucleotide messenger RNA. It is a transcript of the gene LYPD8, whose product is annotated as LY6/PLAUR domain containing 8. The transcript has 4 exons. Bases 1 to 588 code for a protein of 195 amino acids. Gene Ontology annotation, biological process: defense response to Gram-negative bacterium. The record is from RefSeq and is a predicted model, not a curated record. Lineage: Eukaryota; Metazoa; Chordata; Mammalia; Artiodactyla; Camelidae.